Messenger RNA from Acanthochromis polyacanthus (spiny chromis), 1221 nucleotides. Its product is annotated as trace amine-associated receptor 13c-like. The record is from RefSeq and is a predicted model, not a curated record. Gene Ontology annotation, cellular component: membrane. Gene Ontology annotation, molecular function: trace-amine receptor activity. The transcript is spliced from 3 exons. Bases 14 to 523 code for a protein of 169 amino acids. Gene Ontology annotation, biological process: G protein-coupled receptor signaling pathway. NCBI's taxonomy places the organism in Eukaryota, Metazoa, Chordata, Actinopteri, Pomacentridae.
CCUCCCAUCAGGGAUGGAGGAAACUGAACUCUGCUUUCCACAGCUCUUCAACUCCUCCUGCAGGAGGAUGAAGCGUUCUCACUUUGAAGCAAUGCUGGUUUACAUCCUGCUGUCCUGCAUCUCUCUGCUUACUGUGAUUCUCAACCUGCUGGUCAUCAUCUCCAUCUCACACUUCAGGAAUCUCCACACUCCCACCAACCUCCUCCUCCUCUCUCUGGCUGUCUCUGAUGUCUUUGUGGGUCUCCUCAUGUUCUUUCACAUUGUGCUCAUAGAUGGCUGCUGGUUCCUCGGUGACUUCAUGUGCACUCUGUAUCACUAUCUACCAUACACCAUCACCUCAGCCUCAAUAGGAAACAUGGUGAUGAUAUCGAUUGACCGCUAUGUGGCCGUUUGUUACCCUCUGCAUUACUCUAUUCAAAUCACACAACAGAGAGUUCAAAUCUGUGUGUGUCUGUGCUGGAUCAGUUCUGCAAUAUUUCAAGCUGUGAUUCUGAAGGAUUCCCUGAAGCAGCCGGGCAGCUGAGAUGAUCCAAACUUCAUGUGGAGGAUCAUCAUGGGGACCAGAAGAGAGUCUGCAGUAAACAUCAAGAGAAGAAACAGCAGCUUAACAGUGGAAUCGGCAGUCUAUAAGACCGGAGAACAAGCGUCUGGUCAGAAGCACACUUCCUGUUUUCUUUAACAUCCAUGUGGUUGUGUACCAUGAAGUCGUCCCCAAUGGUUGAAAUGUCAAGGCAGUUCAAUUGUAACAUUCUGAGGCAUCUGACAGAAUACAUUCAGGGGGAAAAAAUACCUCCACUGUGGGACGAUGGCAUGUGGGUGUUUUGACACAGCACAAUAAUGACAACUGGGUACACUGCCUAAAACAACACAACUGUUACUCUCCAGCUGCACAUCCUGCCAGAUGUGUCUUAAUGUGGAUUCUGGCUUUUCCUCAAAAUGAAAUUCAAGUUGAAGGGUUGUCAUGUUGAUAGUAUAGAAGACUCAGCGCCUAUCAUGAUGGUGUUUCAAACAUUUACAGAAUCAGACAUACAGGGAGCAUUGCAAAUGCUGGCGGAGCACUGGGAGCAGAGAAUCAAUGUACAAGGAGAUGAUUAUGACAGGGAUGGCUGCCAAAAUUUAUAAUCAAUGCAGAUGUUGAUGUUUACAUGUGCAAUGUCUGAACUUUUCUAAUGCACCUCUCAAUUCAAAUGUCAGAAAUGCAAUGUUCUUAGUGACAUUGUU